CGACCUAAAAAUUCUGGAUCCGUCAGUGAGUGUAACUGAUGGGUUGAGUAUGGAGGUGACAACCAUGUCUGAGGCUCUGCAACUUCAUGCCCAAAUUCUGAAACUAGGUACUUCAAACAACGACGCUCCACGCAACUUCUCCAAGCUCUUCACCUUCGCCGCUCUCUCACCCUCCGGCGACCUCAACUAUGCUCGUCUUCUUCUCACCUCCAAUCCCGCUUUAAACUCUUACUACUACAACACCAUGCUCCGAGCUUAUUCUCUAAGUUCCGACCCGACCCAUCAUUUCCACGCUCUUUCUCUCUUCAUCUUCAUGCUCCGACGACCCACCCACGGUGUUCCCGCACCGGACAACUUCACUUUUCCCUUCGUGCUCAAAUGCUGUGCUCGUUUGAAGCUUGCCCGUCAAGGAAAACAGCUCCAUGGUUUCAUUACUAAGAUGGGUUUUGGCUCUGAUUGCUAUAUCAUGAAUGCGCUGAUCCACAUGUACUCUGUGUUUGGUGAUUUGGGUGUUGCGCGUGAACUGUUUGAUAGAAUGCCUGAUAGAGAUGUGGUUUCUUGGACGUCGUUGAUUGAUGGGCUUGUUGAUCAUGAUCGCCCUGUCGAGGCAAUUGAGCUGUUUGGGAGAAUGUUGGAAGCGGGAGUUGAGGUGAAUGAUGCUACGGUGGUGUCUGUUUUGAGAGCGUGUGCGGACUCGGGAGCAUUGAGCAUGGGGAGGAAAGUGCAUGGGAUUGUGAAGGAAAAGAAGAGAAUUGAAUGUAAGUGUAAUGUUAGCACUGCGCUUAUUGAUAUGUAUGCGAAAAGUGGGUGUAUAGAGAGUGCUAAGAAGGUAUUUGAUGGUGUCGUGGACAAAGAUGUUUAUGUUUGGACUGCAAUGAUUUCUGGCCUUGCUAGCCACGGGCUAUGCAAGGAAGCUAUUGACUUGUUUCUUGAAAUGGAAACAUGCAAUGUGAAACCUGAUGAGAGGACUAUGACAGCAGUUUUAUCAGCAUGUAGGAAUGCAGACUUGGUUCGUGAAGCUUACAUGGUUUUCAGUGAUAUGAAGAAGCGUUACGGUAUAGAACCUACAAUUCAGCAUUUUGGUUGUGUAGUGGACCUUCUUGCUAGAGCAGGGUGUUUGAAGGAAGCUGAAGAUUUCAUGAAUGCAAUGCCUAUGAAACCCGAUGCGGUUCUUUGGAGGACCCUGAUAUGGGCCUGCAAAGUUCAUGAGGAUACUGAAAGAGCUGAGCGUUUGAUGAAGCAGCACCUUGAGAUGGGUGUGGAUGAUAGUGGAAGUUACAUACUAGCUAGUAAUGUCUAUGCUUCGGUAGGGAAGUGGUCUAACAAGGCAGAGGUUAGAGAGUUGAUGAAUAAAAAGGGACUCAUAAAGCCACCAGGGUCUAGUAGGAUUGAAGUUGAUGGGGCUUUACAUGAGUUUGUGAUGGGAGAUUAUAAUCACCCUGAAGCAGAUAACAUAUUUGUCAAAUUGGAUGAGAUGGUAGAUAAACUUAAAAAAGAAGGGUAUAAUCCGAAAUUAUCAGAGGUCUUACUCGAGAUAGAUGAUGAGGAAAAAGCCACCCAGUUGCUUCACCAUAGCGAGAAGCUAGCUCUUGCUUAUGGACUGAUAAGGACAAGUCAGGGGUCCAAAAUCAGGAUUGUCAAGAACCUAAGGUCUUGCGAAGACUGUCACGAGUUUAUGAAACUAAUCUCUAAGAUAUACCAAAGAGAUAUCAUUGUGAGAGACAGAAUUCGUUUCCAUCAUUUCAAAAAUGGAGAUUGCUCUUGUAAGGAUUAUUGGUAGCACGAGAAUGGUAGUUGGAUGGAAUGUUGUAACAUGUAAAAGGAAAACUUAAAAGAGAAAUAACUAUGCAGAGUCCCAUGAGUUGCUUGCUUUGAUGACUAAUUCGGCCAUGGACAAAUGCAAAUGCCAAGGGAUAUUACUGGCCGUAUGGAAUGAUUGCAGGUUUUAAACAUAACUCAUGAACUAUAGCCCUGUUCUUUUUUCGGUCUAGUACAAGUAUCUUUUACGGGAGGCAAUCCCAUUCCAGCCGAGAACACCCACAUUCUAGUGGGGCUAGCUCUCCUAGUGGGAGUUUUUUCUUCUAUGACCCUGCUCUGAUCAAAUGUCAAUGAAGAAAAGUGUGUUUAUGGAUAAACUCACUAUGUUGGAUAAUGAGCAAUGCAUUCGAGAUGGGCUACACUUUGAUCCAUAGUCCAUGGAAAAUGUACAUAUUAAGAGUAUAUAUUAGUCAUAUCGGAGGGUUGGAGAGGCAGAACAGCUUUCAUUCUAUGCAAUUUCUUUGGUCGGAUAAUGUUAGAGAUUUGCAGGUGUUCUCGGCAGGAAGCAAUCUCAAUCGAGUUAAGAACAUGCACAUCUUGGUUGGCUAGCUCUCCAUACACAAGACUCAAGCGAUAUUUGCUUAAAGAGAAUGUAGGCUACCACUUGAACCAACCACAACGUUCCUCAAAGACAGAAUGGUGCAUAUCACAGUGACGUGGUCAGCCGGUGUAUUGAUAUAGGUCAGUCUACAUGAAGGAACAGUUUUACCAGUUAAUUUUUCUAUAAAACUGCAAGCCCAAAGUGAAAUGGAUAUCCGAAUAUACUGUCUCCAAGUCCAAUUGAGCAAUGGCCUUUUACCCCUCUAAUGAUGUAGUGUUAAUUUGGUGGUCACGUAUCACUUAAACACCAUGUUAUACAUGCAAUUUAUAUAUUUUUUAUCGUUUAACCCAUCUUUAAUUAA
Messenger RNA from Lotus japonicus, 2720 nucleotides. Its product is annotated as pentatricopeptide repeat-containing protein At4g21065-like. Gene Ontology annotation, molecular function: RNA binding; zinc ion binding; protein binding. NCBI's taxonomy places the organism in Eukaryota, Viridiplantae, Streptophyta, Magnoliopsida, Fabales, Fabaceae. Bases 50 to 1780 code for a protein of 576 amino acids. The record is from RefSeq and is a predicted model, not a curated record. The transcript has 2 exons. Gene Ontology annotation, biological process: RNA modification.